CCACCACAGCGGGGCUCACAGCUUCUUGGAGAAGUGCUCCAUACCACAAAGCCCUUUUCAAUUAGUGCGCCACCCCUCAAAUUUUUUCUGGUGUUCGCAGCUCCCACUCCUCUUCCAACAAAAAAACAAGGUACAUAUGGCUUAUUCCGUUCUUGCAAGCCUGCCACCACCAUUGUUGGUCCACAGAAGAGAGGCCCUUGUGAGGGCUCUUAAUAGAUUCCCAGUUUCUAUCAAUAGAGGGAGACAGAGUUCUUUAUCUGUUGUUGCAAAGGCUACAGGAGAAAGUUCUGAAUCUUCAACAACCCUGAGCAUUGUUAAAUCGGUUCAAAAUGUUUGGGGUGAUCCUGAAGAUCGGUUUGCUCUGUUUGGUUUGGGGUUUGCUGCUAUAGUAGCUGUAUGGGCAUCAGCAAAUCUGAUUACUGCCAUCGACAAUCUUCCUCUAAUCCCAGGUGUAUUUGAAUUCAUUGGGAUAUUGUAUUCCUGGUGGUUCAUAUAUCGGUAUCUGUUGUUCAAGCCCAACAGGGAAGAGCUGUUCGAAAUCAUCAACAAGUCUGUAUCGGAAGUACUGGGCCAGUGAAGUCUGCGGCCAGAUGGAGCAGCCAAAUGUAACUGCGGGUGUAUUUUCUGAAUACUGGAGCAAAUUUCUCAAGUGUUGGCUGGUUUUGUAUUGCUUUACCAAUGAAAGUUUUAUCAUCAUUUACAUCAGGGAUAGUAUGCUACUUGGGUUCUAUGCUAAAAUGAAUGAUCUGGGUUUUAUAAGAAUGGAUUCAACUAUGAUGCAACUCUUCCAGAAUC
Molecule: messenger RNA, 795 nt
Organism: Vitis riparia (riverbank grape)
Lineage: Eukaryota; Viridiplantae; Streptophyta; Magnoliopsida; Vitales; Vitaceae
Product: protein CURVATURE THYLAKOID 1C, chloroplastic
Exons: 7
Coding region: 137-577 (146 amino acids)
Cellular component (GO): thylakoid; chloroplast thylakoid membrane
Source: RefSeq, a predicted model, not a curated record